This is a messenger RNA of Fusarium redolens, 4254 nucleotides long. RefSeq lists its product as uncharacterized. Gene Ontology annotation, biological process: positive regulation of TOR signaling. NCBI's taxonomy places the organism in Eukaryota, Fungi, Ascomycota, Sordariomycetes, Hypocreales, Nectriaceae. The transcript has a single exon. Bases 132 to 4013 code for a protein of 1293 amino acids. Gene Ontology annotation, molecular function: protein binding. The record is from RefSeq and is a predicted model, not a curated record.
AAGACAUCCCUCUUCAACAGGGAGACCGAUAUCGCAUUUAACAACCGACGUCGAAUAACGAGAAUGCCAUUGAUGGCCCAUUGAGUUGACCUCAAUGGCGUCGCAAUCGGCUAUAGCAGACCCCCGCAACAAUGUAUAACCGCGACUCAAGGAUAAUGCGCAAGCUUCUCGGCAAGGCUGCGACCGAGACCCCCGCAGGCGAUUCAGCCAACCUUUCUAUAACAAGCGCACCUGCUUCUACAAUCUCAGCCUCGUUUCGACCGCCGAAGGCACAAGAUGCCGUAUACCGAGCUGGUGUUCCGAUAUUGGCCCUCGAUGUUUCCCCCGAUCGAAGAGCCGCCGUGCUAGCGGGUGGACAUAUCCUGAAGACAGUGGUACUGGACGAUCCCCAUAACUUCAACUUCAACUUUCGCGAGGGUGUGGACCUGAGAGCUGUGAUUACUGCGCAGCCUGCUGGGUUGAAGGGCAACCAGGCGGCGGAUCAGCUCAGCAUUCGCGAUGUUAAAUGGCACGGUGGUUCGACAAUCUUCACGGCUUGCGCGAAUGGCAAGAUCUUCGCUUAUGAUGUUGCACGAGUCGGAUCUGGCGCGGCCGAGCCACUGGAAUACAUGCAGAUGCAGGAAGAUUCUCGUCAGGUUAACACUCUGGACGUUAACCCUCACCUCAAGAGCUGGCUUCUUUCAGGCAGUCAAGAUGGCAUGGCGCGCGUUUUCGAUACAGCGGCACCUCUCCAAGGACGAUCCGGCGGCAUCACCUUUCGGCAACGAUUCGCACCUCUGAAAUGUAUCGACUCGGUUCGGCAGGUUAAAUGGUCUCCAAAGGUUGGGCACGAAAUGGCAUGCUGUACCGAGGGUGGCGUUGUGCUCAAAUGGGAUGUACGUCAACCAGCAAGGCCAUUGCUGAGGAUCAAUGCGCACGAAAAGGCGUGUGCUUCUAUCGCAUGGCACCCAGAUGGAAACCACCUUAUCAGUGCUGGCCGAGAUACGAAACUCCAUGUAUGGGAUCUUUCGAGUUCAGCCGACAAACGACAAAAGCCGAAAUGGUCUGUUACCACACCUGCACCUAUUUGGACUAUCGCAUGGCGACCCGGCCUCUGGUCAGCUACAGCGCAGAACAAGCGCGUAGCUCAAAUAGCAGUGUCUUACGAUGAUAGCAGCUCUCGUCGAUAUGGUACUUCGGCAGUACACAUCUGGGACCUGGCUCGACCGACCAUGGCAUACAAAGAAAUUGAAAGAUUCGACGCUUCGCCGGCUGCUCUGUUCUGGCAAGAUCAGGACAUGCUUUGGACGGUUGGUCAAGACGGACUGUUUGCGCAAAACGAUGUCGCAUAUGCGCCCAAGGUCAUUGAUCGCCAGUCUACCUCGUCAAUGGCAUUUUCACCGAAAGGCGAUGUUAUGAUGUUCCUUGAUGAGCGAUCUCAUGAAAGUAGUCGACCGCGGCCUCCUGUCACACCCCAUGCCGAGAUCGUGCCCCGUGGGCCUUAUGGGUCAAGUCCCAAUGCCCCCAUGCUCAGCAUUAGUCGCAGCGAUUCGGAGGAGGAUGUGGUGGGUAGCUUUCUGGGUCCCAGACGACGAUUGAGUCGAAGGAAAGCAGGUCGAUCCACCAAUCUGAGCACAACGCCACCUUCUAGAUCUAGCCUUGAUGAUAACAAGCAAUUUCUAGCGCUCGAUCAAGCCAUCAACGUUACCGGUGUCUUCAAGACCCAGCAAACAAUGGCUUUCGGCCGACUGCCUGCUGUGAAAACAACACAAAUCUACCAAUAUCUCUCAGGAUUAUACCUCGAGACGCUCCAGCAGGAGCUCCCAUACGUUAAAGACGGCAAGCCGCUCAAUGACCGAGUUGGCGUUAUCCUAGAACAUUACGCUCGCGCAGCCGAAAGUGUUUCGUACUUCCGAUUAGCCCAGACCUGGCGCGUUCUCGCCUACACGGUCGGCCUACUCCUCGAUCGUCGCGCUCAAUACCACCUCGACGUCCGCCUCGGACGGUUCCAGAAGGUGAAGAUAGAAGAGAGAAAGGGAAGUGGAAUGCUAAAGCCCGUUGACUUUUAUACUGCUAGUCGAACCCCCGGCGAUGAAACGCCCAGACGUCCUUCUGGAAAGUCAGGGCUCGGCAGCCGCUCUCUGAGCACUCGAUCUCUCCUUGCGAUGGGAUUUGAGAGCACGUCAAACGUCCCAACUCCGCUUGCGCGACCGGCUGAUGCCACAGAUAAUACAAAAGAGCAUGCACAACAGGUUGGCAAGAGACUUGCGGCCGUCACGGAGCCUGAUGAACUUAGUCUUGGGCCUGGCAUAAAUGACAGGUUCGAAGACACCCCCAGAAAGCGGCCCGACUCGGUCCCCGUCUCUGAUGUCAGCCAUGAAAGCGAGAGCUCACAGAUAUCUAGCACUGAAGGAUACGACUUUUACGACGCCGAGGUCUUGCUCAAGGCCCUCGAUGUUCCUCCACCCAAGAAGAAAGAGCCUCUAUCGUUGGAUUCUACGAUUCCAGAAGUUCAGAGGGUGACGCGCCAUGACUCCGACGAGAGCUUCGCUCAGAUGUUCUCGACAUCUGAUGCGACUAAGAAACCUUCGGCUUCGACACCGAGAGGCACUGGACCUUGGCGAUCGAGUCUUGCGAGACAUGCUUCGGACAUGGACAAAGAUAACGAGUACCCAAGUCACAUACGUGGCGAAGAGGUUCACGCAGAUACACCAUCGGAUUCACCCCAGCCGCGCCCACAUAAUAAGAAAACGCCGACUGACUCCCCGGAGGACGUUUUCUUAAUAUCUCAAACCACAAUAGGGACCGACGACUCGUUCCCCUCGCAAACAUCAGAGCCCUUCCAAUCGAGCCCUCCACCUCCCAAGAUUGUAGAGCAGUCACUUCCAGCAAAGGAAGACUCCCCGCAGCCACAAGCACUUGUUCCAGCAAGCCACCCCAACCGAUCCAGCAGUCCCGCCAAGGACUUGUUCCCUGCACAAAAAGACCUGCGGCCUUAUAUUGUAGAGACAGACUUUCUCCCAUGGGAGGAUGACCCUCUGUAUCCUUUCCCGACUGCUGUGUCUGGCGAUGGCCCGGUUGUUUCACCACUCGAUCCCUACACUUCCAUCACAGAGGCCUUGCACUACGAGUCGCGAACCUCUGCGCUCAAUGCUUCCGCCAUCGUUCUCCUUCUUAAGCCUUUAGUACCAGAUUUCGUGAUCGACUAUCACCAAGCGAACGCAGUCCUGCGACAGCACCAUUCACGACUGAUGCAAAUGGGUCUCUUCAUCGAGGCAUCGCUUCUACGGAACUUAUGUGUCAAGGGAUGGCCAGAAGGUUUGCCUCAAUGGGGUGAGAACUACACGGCGAUUUUCACACCAGCUCAACAGAAUGGAAAGGUCAGCUUCCUCUGCUCUGCGUGCAAGAAGCCAAGGGAACUUGAUCCCAAAGAUGGACCGGAAGCCAUUUGGACUUGUGAGCGAUGUCGCACUACCAUGGCACCCUGCGCUGUCUGUGAUCAUCGAGAGCCAACACAUGCCGAAUUCGCGUCUGUGGAACUACCAACCGCCAUGGGCUCUCCAGAUACCUGGCUCUCACAAUGGUGGUACUGUCCCGGCUGUGCACAUGGCGGUCACGCAUCUUGUCUUCAAGCAUGGCACGCCGUUCUUGAUCAGCCAGACUCCAGCGGUUCAACUACCUUCAGCGAUGGCUGCUGUCCUCUCGAUGGCUGUGGACACGCCUGUCUUCCCGGUCGAUACCGCGGUGAGACCAGCACAGCACGAUCUGAUGAAAUCGGUCGCGCGACUGUAGAGAAGACUCGAGCGAGAGAUGAGCGUGGAGCAAGCAGUAGUAGACGAUCAAGUCCUCGUGCAGGUAUGGACCGCUCUGUGAAGAGUGAUGGCAAUGAUAUACCGCAGAGUAGAGCUGUUGGGAUGGCGAGGGAUGCGCUGAAUAAAGGAAGUGGAGGGAUUUUGAGCUCGAGUCCUGGAAGGGCUGUUGUGACAGGGGAGAGGGAGAGGAGGAAGAGUGUUAAGUUCGCUGGGACUGACUGAUAGAGCUACGGUGAAUAUUGUUGUGCCUUGGUUGUUACUUUUAGCAUGGCGUUUGGGUGUGGAGUUAUCUGGACGGAGUGCAAUUUGGCCAGGGGCAGAGAGCGUGGCGUUUUAGCUGCAAGAUGGUUGUAGGAUGUCCUCUGUAGAAGAUGUGCAUAGUUGAGCGAUGUAAGGGAUUAUUAAGAAAGGAUAUCUAACAGUAUAGUUUAGCAAAUAACUAACUUCUCAUUAUAAAGUGUCA